UAGGGCAGGGGGAGACCGGGCAGCUGGGCGCCUGCGAGCUCGGCGGCAUUUGCAGCGCCACAUGCCGCUCUAGAACCCCGCUGGCGCUCGCGGGCGCAGUGCUAGAACCCGGCGCAGUGCGUUCUAAGCGCGGGGGGACAGGGAGCGUGUCCGCUGCUCCCGCUCCACGUGCAGUGCUGGAAACCAGCCGACUCGCCGCCUAGCGGCGCCCCUCAGCCCCCCGCUGCGGGAGCCGUGCUAGAACCCGGCGCAGUGCGAUCUAGAAGGCAGACUCCCCUCCCGUUUCUAGGACUCGGUACGUUCUAGAAGGAGCAGGGAGCCGCUCUAGAACCCAGCCGGGAAGCCCCGAGGUUUAGAGCCGGGGCUAUUCUGGAAGACGCGCCUCCGCGGCAGGUGGAGCAGUUCUGGAGCCCGAGGAGCCGCGUUGUAGCGAUCGGCGCUGAGCCGCUUUAGAACCCGCCGGGACCCGAUCUCUGCAGGGGAAGGGGGCGGCUAUCGCACCCAGCCAGCGGGGUGCAGAGGGGCCCGCCUGCUGCAGCCAUGCUGGAGUCGGCGGUGCGGCUGGCCCUGGGAGCCGGCGAGCUGGUGGCUCCGGGACCGCAGCUCUCGGAGCGGCUGGCCCUGCUGCAGGCGCAGGUGCUCGCUUCCCUCUGGCCCAUGCUGCUGCUAGGAGGGGCCGUGGCGCUGCUUGUCCUGUUGGGGAUGCUCCGGCGCUGGGACCGGGCGCGGCCGGGUCCCCAGCACAGCGCGGCGGGGGAGGAGGGUGGCGCUGGGUCUGCCAGCUCCGAGGAAGGACGGCUGCCAGCGCCGGCCCCGCGGACACAGAACGGGAUAGCUGGGCAGCAGGAGCAAAGGGCGAGGCAGAGCCACGAGGCAAAGGUUCCAGUGAAUUGUCAGCUUCUAACCUCUGUUGGCAUGAGAGAAAAAAAGCUACUGAAGUCUAAGAAAAAGAAGAAGACCCAGUGCUCAGAAAAGGGGGCAUCAAAAGACCAUGUCUCUGCUGAAAAAGACAAAUUGCCAGAAGAAGAGGAAGGUGUUUGGCAGACUAAGAUCAGUAGCCGAGAAAAAAGACACUUAAGGAAAGAACGUCUGAAACGAAAAGAAAACCCUAGCAGAGUGUCAUCCGGUACCAUGGUGGUUGAAGCAGUCUGUGAUGGGGAUGGGAAAGGAACCGUUUGGCCACACACUGUGAGUGGGACAGAGGACAACAGCAGUAGUGGACAGGGAGCUCUCUGUGAGUCAGGGACAAAGACAGACGGUGGUUCCGCUGUUAGGAACUCAGAAGCCACAGGAGAAGAAUCUGAGCCCACACGGUCUGAAGAGGAUGUUUUUUCCAAUGUAGGAACAUGGGAUAUUGCAGAAGCAAAAGCUUAUCCUGUGACCUUUGGGACUUUACCAGAGCUGUCCAUGGAGUUAAGUAAUCUGAAGAGUAAAUCAUCUCAGGACAACCCCUCCAAAUAUCAUUGGAAUGCCAACUUACCCUUCCUCACAGUGGAUGAUGCAUGGCUUGGGCAGCAUGAUCCCUUAGCAAUUGACCUCAAUUCCGAUUGGAAUGCUCCCACAGAGGAGUGGGGAAACUGGCUGGGAGAGGAGGAGACAUGCACAGGACCAGAGAGCGAGAAGCCUCAGCAAGGUUUGGAAAUGAGAACAGAGGAAGGUCGAAGGGAGUUGAUAUCUAUGAAACACAGUAGUCAUGCUACCUGUACCUCUUUUAAAAUACCCCAAGACCCUGCUAACAAUUUACCCCAUAAUGAUGUACCUGAUAAAAAGGAGAGGCGGAAGAGGAAGAAAAUGAGGAAAGAGACUUGAUGGGGCUGUGUAGCUGACAGUGUGAAAACCAAAUAGCACGUGUGCUGAUUAGCUGCAAGAGUUCUGCUUUCUGUGGUGAUGCACUGAGCCCAAAGCAAAGAGAGGAUCGAGAAGAAUCCCAAUAAAUGGGAGAAGAGGAGAACAGGAACAGAGAGAGAGAGAGAGAGAGAGUGUGUGUGUGUGUGAGAGAGAGAACCAUGAUAAUGUGUGCAGGAGCUGGUGUUGAAACAGGGUUGCUGUUUAAAAACAGCCCACUGCCCUUGAUCACUUAAAGAAAACUAUUGAGUAGGUUUUAGACCAUUUACAUUAAACUCUUCAGUGUCCUGUUACUUAUCAAGUUGCCAUGUUGUAUGACAUUAUAGAAUUAGUCAAAAUCCAUAAAUGACCACGAUUGUAUUUAGAUUCUAUAGAAGAUCCACCCUUUAUUCCAGCCUCCAUUUGCAAUUUAAAAUGUGAUGUGUGCAGAUGUGCUCACUGACAGGUUAAUAAUGUACAGAAGGUGGGUGGUACAUGCUAAAGCAGCUAUAAAUCAUAAGAAAGCAGUUGUUAGACCUACAAAGAACAGCACCACUCACCCGCAAAUCUUCUCUGAAUCUUUUUAACCCCUUGCAGCUGUUGAAGUUGGAUUUUUACCUAACACAGUGACAUUUUAAUGUAUUUCAGCUCAUACGCAGACCAGUUGGCUCCAAAGGUGGAAAUUUCUAAAGGAGAUUUUAAUUUACUUAGAAAAGUUGUGUAACUUUUCUGUUUUUGUGGUGGGCUAGAGCUCAGUAGCCUGUAUGUUAAAAGCAUGAUCUUUUUGCUAUAACUGUAUUUUAGCCUGAGAGAUCUUGUUGAGGACAUUUUUCCUAUCUGCAGAUUGGCAGUUUUUACCAUUUUAUUACUUAAUUUCUAAUAUUAUAAGCCAAGUAUCUAGAUGAAAGUUUAAAAAAAUGGUUUUUAUGGUGAAGGGCAUAUACUUCUCAUCUUCAAAGGGCUAUUUAAAACAGAAAAUAUCCAGUAUUGAAAAACAAAUUGUUCUACCUUAAAUGCCAAGAGUCUGUGAAAGGUGUGAGAUUGACACCACUGGUGACUCUUUAUCCACAGAACAUCUACAGCACAGCAGUAACUAUAAAUGCUUUCCUGUACUCCCAGAGAAUAUGCCUCAACCCUGAUCCAUCUUGGCAAGGCCACCUCGAUGCGUGAGAUGAUAGUUAUUCAGUCUCUGUGCCUAUUCAACUAUGUGCCUCUGAUGAAACUGCUAAAAAGGGUUCCAGUUACUGUUGGGUGUAAAAUUGACAUUCGUUCCCAGUUAGUCUGACAUCACAAAAGUCAUUUCACAUAGGCCACCAUCAGCUGUUAACAGUUUGGAGUCGUUACCAGCUACACUCACACUGGAACCACUGAGCUAGAGGUAAAAAGCUCCAUACCUCAGUAACUUGAACCACACAGUCCCUGUUGCCAAUGUAUUUGUGUAAGUGUAAUCUUAUCUAAAACCCUGAGUGCUUACAUGUUGGCUUUCACCCAUGCUGUAGGAUUUAAAGCAUUAGUAUCCCUUAAAGAAGCUACUGCACAGAAAUACUGUAUUUAUCGAUAUAUGUAAAAGAGCAAUUAUCCUAUGGUCUAAGCACCUUUGACACAAAUUAAAUAUACAGUUAAUCAAAGUAAUACCAGCAGCUAACCUACUACCAUAAAACACACACACACACACACAGACAAUUGCCCCAUCUAGCUACUUCCUCACACAGAACCAGAGAUAAUAAAUGAGCCUUGCAAUGUGCCCUGAGGGUGAACAAAACAAGGUUAGUUCAGAGUCAGACACACAGUUGUGAGCUUUUUUCCUGUCAUAGAGGAUAUUUUUAAGUGAGGCCAUUCAAUAAUACACUUUAGAAUUUUCAUAUCUUCAUGCUUACAUAUCAAUUAAGAGAAAAUAUAGGCAAUUAAUGAACGAGGCUAAUAAAGCAAACAAUGUCUUCCUUGAAAAGCAGCUUGUUAAUACCAUAUGCAUAAAACUAACAAGAAAAUACUUGACCUUGUUGAGAAAACAAAUCUAGUGAGGAUUAGGGCUUAGAGGAUGGAUUAAUUAAAUAUGUAAAUAACAGGCGAAAUUCUAGCCCCAUUGAAAUCAAUGGCAAAGCUCCCAUUAAUUCCACUGUGGCCAGGAUUUUACCUGAAAUCUUUAUUUAGCAGCAGAAGAUAAUUUCCAUUGCUGAAUAAAAAGAGAAAAUAUCUUAAUGAAAGAUGUAAGAGAAGUUAAGGUUGGUAAACUCAGAAUUUCACCUACCUUUUCUUAUAUGUCUGUCUGCAAACUUUGCAAUGUUCAUGUAAUGUUGUUUUAUUUCCAAAGUGAAAUGUUUUAUUUUUUUUCUAAUAAAAAAUAUUAAAAUCA
This is a messenger RNA of Mauremys reevesii (Reeves's turtle), 4177 nucleotides long. RefSeq names its product protein LYRIC-like. Gene Ontology annotation, cellular component: nucleus. Lineage: Eukaryota; Metazoa; Chordata; Testudines; Geoemydidae. The transcript has 10 exons. Bases 541 to 1809 code for a protein of 422 amino acids. Gene Ontology annotation, biological process: positive regulation of angiogenesis; positive regulation of canonical NF-kappaB signal transduction; regulation of transcription by RNA polymerase II. The record is from RefSeq and is a predicted model, not a curated record. Gene Ontology annotation, molecular function: transcription coregulator activity.